UCAGAUCCAUGAGGUAUAGAUUAUGUACUGGUGGCUUUAGUGACACUGAUAGUGAUACAUGUAUUUAGUGGCUAUGACCAGACCCUUAUGUCAACAAAGAUACACAGAUAAUUGACAUCAAGCAAGAUGCCUGCUAAGGUUAAGGUCCGUAUCCUCGGUGGCCGAGGUCUCCCCAUCAUGGAUAGGGCUAGUGACCUGACUGAUGCUUUUGUUGAGGUAAGGUUUGGAAAUGUUACCCAAAAGACUGACGUUUUCAGAAAAUCGUUGAACCCUCUUUGGAAUUCUGAGUGGUUCAGAUUUGAGGUGGAUGAUGAAGAUUUACAAGAUGAACCACUGCAACUGCGAGUGCUGGACUAUGAUACAUACAGUGCCCAUGAUGCCAUAGGGAAGGUUUACAUUAACUUAAAUCCCCUGUUGUCCAAAGAUAGUGCAUCCUCAAUAUGUGGAUGGUUUCCAAUCUAUGACACCAUGCAUGGAAUCCGAGGCGAAAUAAAUGUGAUAGUGAAAUUGGAGCUGUUCACAGAUGUCAACAGAUACAGACAGUCCUCCUGUGGAGUUCAGUUUUUUGGAAGUACCUGUGUUCCUUAUGGCUACAGGGCUCAGGCUAUCUAUGGGUUUGUGGAAGAGCUAGUGGUCAAUGAUGACCCCGAGUAUCAGUGGAUAGAUAAAAUAAGAACUCCAAGAGCAUCAAAUGAGACCAGACAGAGGCUGUUCUCAACUCUGUCAGGAGAGCUCCAGCGCAGGAUAGGUUUAAAAGUUUUGGAAAUGGGUGGGAAUGCCAUCAUCGGCUAUAGACAAUGUUUUGACUUGGAAGGAGAGUCGGGUAUUGUGGUGAGAGGCAUUGGGUCAGCUGUCUCCAUAGUGAAGCAGGUGUUGUUGUCCUCUCCACCCAGUUGUUCACCAGUCAGCAACAAUGGAUCUCAGAAACAACAGCAACAGACGCAGCAGCAGAGAGUGCCUGAUGAGGUGACCUCUGACCCUGUUGGAGGUGCAGCUAGUGCAACAGAUAAAGGGUCAGAUAGUUGUGAGGUGAAAGAGGAAACAGGGGUGACCGAGGAGGGCAGUGGUGGGUCAACUGGUCACUUGCUGGCAUGGCCUUGUUUAAAAGUAUACUAUUUGGAGCCAGUCCUAGCAUCCUCUUUUUCGCCGCCACAAUCGCAAUCCCUGCACACCAAUCGAUCUUUUCCAUUCUUUCGCAGGUCUAAUAGUACCCCCAGUACCUCAAUAAAGCCAGCGAGCAAGAUUAAUUACAGUGACCCAACCACACCCACCCGCUUAGCCAGCCCCUUCUUUGCUUUCAGCUUUGUUGUGCCUGAAGAGAGUGCUGUUGUGACAACCACUGCAAAUGUUGCCAAUGUGUGUGCCACUGCACCGCCCCUCAUGGCUGGCUCAGCAAACCCCUUUAAACUGUCCACCUCCCCCACUGCAAGACCCCCGGGACAAGGCAUGCCUGUGUUAAGUCGAAGAUUGUCAGACUCUGAGCUCGGGUCUCCUAAAGGAAGUUUGACAGGUAGCAGUGGCAGUGGAGCAGAUAGUCUUAGUGCCAGGAUACCAUCUCUCAGGCCAUUACUGCCACCACAGAGCAUAGAAAUUUUGGAAUACCCCUUCUUCACCAUAACUUCAUUCCCUGCAGGUUUUAUAGUUCACCUGGGUGGUGUUGUAUCAGCCAGAUCUGUAAAACUUUUGGACAGAAUACACAAUCCAGAGGAGCCAGAGACAAGAGAUGCCUGGUGGAUAGAGAUCAGAACUGAGAUGAGGUCACAUGCCAGAGCCAUGGGAUGCCAUGCUGUGGUGGGAUAUGUUGAACACACAAGUAUAUGUGAUGAAAUCAUAGUCCUAUCAGCCACUGGCACUGCAGCAAUAGUCAACAUGAGUAUGGAAAAAGAACAACUACGAACCCAGCAACAGCAGCAACAGUUACUUACCAUGUCACUAGACAGGACUCUUUUUGACAGAGAGAAGGAAAAGGAAAAAGAUAAGAAACUCCAUAUUGAUGUCAACCUGGCCAACCAGCAAAGAGACCCACAUGGAUCAGAAAGUGAUGAUGCAUAUGACUGUAGCCUGUGCCAUGUGCCAUACAAUGAGACAUCAGCUCCUUUCCCCGUCAGCCUGAGCCGCUGCACUAUAUGCAAGCGUGGCAAGGUACCUGAUGUGCUGUUCACCACAGUGGAGCCCCCAGUAGAACUGGUGACAGUAGGAAAAGGUUGUCUGGUACAGGCAAGGAUCUGUCGACCAAAAAAAGAAGCAAAAGCAGGAGAAUCCAACGCUAAAGAAGUCAGUGACAAUUUACCAUUCAUGGAAUAUGAACUUCACAGUCAGCUUAUGAACAAAUUGAAAGUAAAGGGCAUGAAUGCACUGUUUGGUUUGAAGAUUCAGGUGGAAGUUGGAGAGACUAUGCUGAUAGCUGUUGCAACUGCUACAGCUGCUUAUAUUGCAGCCCUACCCUCACCCCCUGUACCAAGAGUAAGUGGCAAGGACUCUUACUCAGAAUCUGGCUCCAAGGGUCCUCCCAGUGAUAGUGAAGAAGAGCUGUCUGAAUUAGACAUGUCAGCUGGCAAUAAGGACACUUAUAUCAUAGAGUUGGAUGAUGCCGAGGAUAAGGCUGUGGUUUCUGUGUUAUUUGACAGUGAGGUCCCUGAUGGAUUUUAUGCAUGCAACACUGAGUUCAUGCCUGGACUGUGUAACCUGGUCACAACACUGCAGAUGUUCACAAGAGUAUGGAGGGGAGAGGUCAAGGCUAAAACAAACCAAGAAUUCUCCAACAUUCUUGAAGGAUUGAUCAGAGGCAUAUUUUUUAAACUACGCAAAUUGUCCCCUUGUGUUGUAUGUGAUUUGUCAUUUGACUUGGACUUACCAGAUGAAUCUUAUGUUCAGGUUGCUAUCACAGCUAUUUGUGCAGUUUUUAUUGAACAAGCAGAUAGUGUCUCCCUAGAUUCAUCAUUAAGUCAAGACAAGCCAAUUUCCAAGUCAGAAGCAGACGACAUGAUGUUUCACAUGGAGGAAGAUGGUGUUGAGAAUGUUCAGCAGAGAACAAGGAAAUUAUCUGGUCAUGGAGACAGAAGAAGUUGGAUCCAGCAGAAACCAAUUCUAAAGUAUGGAGUGGAGCUGACACCUCUUAGCUAUAUACCAGGUGGAAGAAUAGAUACAUAUCUGGGACAUCUAAAUUUUUUCUAUAUCAGAGAAAGCACUUCACUACGAGAAAAUGGUGGCCUGAGUGGCUUCAUGCACAGCUUUAUAGCCGAGGUGAUGGCUAUAGUAAGAGCUCAUGUGGUUGCCUUAGGUGGGAAUGCAAUGGUGGCAUACAGAAUGAGUGAAUGUGUUCUGUUGGACAACCCUAACCGCAACCAGGGCCAGUGUCUCAUAAAUGUCAGUGGGGAUGCAGUUCAGGUGAUAUAUGAUGCAGAUAUGAACCCAGCAAUACAGCUAGCAGCCAUGGCAACAGCCAAAGCAGACUCGCCGUCUGACUCAGUCAAGUUGUCCACUGAAGGAAGACAGGCAGGACUACUGACAGUGGACAUAGCCAAGGCUAACAGAAGGGGAGGGAGAAGUCCUGCGGUCAGUCCAAAUCCAGCAGGAAGACAGGUCCAGUUGGCUUCACUUGUUACAGAUGUGUAACAGUGGGAUUAUGUCAUCAAUUUCGUGUUAUCCAGUCAAGUUUUACUUGGCUUAGCAGCAUUGUUUGAUUAUGGCAACAUCUCACUUUACAUAUCAUUUGGCAGCAUGCCACACAGAUGCAUAAGUUACAAGGUGCUCUGUUCAAAAUCUGAAGUUUUUAAAAUUUUUCAACGUUCUUUAUGUCAUUCAGAAAUCCAAAGAAAAGGAUAAAGAUUUAAAAAUGACUUUUAUGACAAUUUUUAAAAAUUAAUUUUAAAAACAUCUUUUGGGCAUGUGAAUUAAUCUGGUGUUUCUUUAAAAAAAAGGAUAAUUAUUUAUGAUUUUGAAAAAUGUUCCAACAAAUAGAAAUCCGUCUCAUUGUAUUGUAGCUAAUUGAGAAUUGUAGCCUUUUUGAAAUUGUGCUGUACAUUGUACAAUGUUUUUGUAAAUAGCAGCAUAACAUUUUUACUGUACUUUGUUGUAAAAAUAUUGUGCAAUAAAGAAUUAAACAAUUUAUUGAAGGCUCUUCAUGUCAUAUAUUUAAAUGCUGAUUAGUGCAGUUUCAACAUUGAUGGGUUCACAAACACGUGAAAAUACUUGUCUUAAAUGAAUUGCAACAAUCUUCACAUGAUUUGUUGUGCACUAGUUUGACCUCCAGACAGACAACAAUUUC
Molecule: messenger RNA, 4267 nt
Organism: Lingula anatina
Lineage: Eukaryota; Metazoa; Brachiopoda; Lingulata; Lingulida; Lingulidae
Product: C2 domain-containing protein 5
Biological process (GO): positive regulation of vesicle fusion; positive regulation of protein targeting to membrane; intracellular protein transmembrane transport
Cellular component (GO): plasma membrane
Molecular function (GO): calcium ion binding; calcium-dependent phospholipid binding
Source: RefSeq, a predicted model, not a curated record